Molecule: messenger RNA, 2787 nt
Organism: Solea senegalensis (Senegalese sole)
Lineage: Eukaryota; Metazoa; Chordata; Actinopteri; Pleuronectiformes; Soleidae
Gene: ebf2
Product: EBF transcription factor 2
Exons: 16
Coding region: 728-2503 (591 amino acids)
Biological process (GO): regulation of transcription by RNA polymerase II
Molecular function (GO): RNA polymerase II cis-regulatory region sequence-specific DNA binding; DNA-binding transcription factor activity, RNA polymerase II-specific
Source: RefSeq, a predicted model, not a curated record
UCCAUUAGCUUGAAUGUAGAAAUACGAAUGAACCAUGGAUUUAAAGAGUGCUGAAAACACUUUUGACUCAUUUUCCUCUACAGUCACUGGUUGGAUGCUGAUUCUGGCACAAGUCCAAACAACGGAUGCACUUUACACCAAUGAGAGCAUCCAUUUCAACAAUCGGUUCCCCAUAUGGCACAAAGGCCCCUCCUCCAAGCUCCAUCCCGGCAGAGGGUCUCAUUCAUGCUUCAGGACAGCGGUUCACUGCAAGCCUCAUCCUGGCCCUCGGAUCAACUGUUCUGAUCCGGUCUGGUCUCCUGUCAAAGGGAGACUUUUUUCAUCCACACGCAGACAUUUAAAGAAUAUAGUGAAUCGGACUCGCUGCGGACUGUCUGUGGAGUUCAGUGCAGUGAGCAGGUGAUAAUUUUGCGCUCGAGCUGGAGAUUUGCGCUUGGACAAUGCUUGCAAUCAGUGGGGGAGUGUAUUUAUUAUCAUUGUUUGAGCCUUAAAAGAAACUCUGUGUGGAUUUUUUUUAACCGAGACGCCCUUUGAAACAUCACACAGCACCGGUCAUUUAUUCAGUAAAGCUGCGCGCAUUUUGUUUCCCUGUGGCGCUUUGGAGGAGCGCAGAGCCGCGGUGUGUGGACCUUCUGUUGUUUGCCAAAGUGCUUAAGCUCCAACUCAGUUUUUUUCAGCCCCACUAAGUUCCAAAAAAAAGUGCAUCUCACCACCGGGCAGGGCUUAAAUGUUCGGGAUCCAGGAGCAUCUGAUACGAGAAGUGAGCGGAUUAAAAGAGAGAAGUCUUGGAGAGGAGAUGGAUCCAGUCCGGUCGUGGGUGCGUAACGUCGGGGUUGUGGACGCGAACGUCGCGGCGCAAAGUGGAGUCGCUCUGUCAAGAGCUCAUUUUGAGAAGCAGCCUCCCUCCAAUCUCCGCAAGUCCAACUUCUUCCACUUUGUCCUGGCCCUCUACGACAGACAUGGUCAACCUGUGGAGGUGGAGAGGACUUCAUUUGUGGACUUUGUCGAGCAUGACAAGGAGCAGACAGGAGAAAAGACCAACAACGGCACUCACUACAAGCUGCAGCUGCUCUACAGCAACGGGGUUCGCACAGAGCAAGAUCUUUACGCUCGACUCAUCGACUCUGUCACUAAACAGCCUAUAGCAUACGAGGGACAGAACAAGAAUCCAGAAAUGUGCAGAGUCCUGCUCACACACGAGGUUAUGUGCAGCCGCUGUUGCGAGAAAAAGAGCUGUGGCAACCGAAAUGAGACGCCCUCUGACCCAGUCAUCAUUGACAGGUUUUUCUUGAAGUUUUUCCUGAAAUGUAACCAGAAUUGUCUGAAGACGGCUGGAAACCCGAGGGACAUGAGGAGAUUUCAGGUGGUCCUGUCCAGCACGGUGAGUGUGGACGGCCACGUCCUGGCGGUGUCCGACAACAUGUUCGUCCACAACAACUCCAAACACGGCCGGAGAGCCCGCAGACUGGAGCCGGGAGAGUCUGUGGAGAAUUCGAUGGAAUAUGCGACGCCGUGUAUCAAAGCCAUCAGUCCCAGUGAGGGCUGGACCACCGGCGGGGCCAUGGUCAUCGUCAUCGGGGAGAACUUCUUUGACGGGCUGCAGGUGGUGUUUGGCAGCAUGCUGGUGUGGAGUGAGUUGAUCACACCGCACGCCAUCCGUGUCCAAACACCUCCCCGACACAUCCCCGGAGUCGUGGAGGUCACACUCUCGUACAAAUCCAAACAGUUCUGCAAAGGAGCUCCCGGACGCUUCAUCUACACAGCCCUUAACGAGCCAACUAUAGACUACGGCUUCCAGCGUCUUCAGAAGGUCAUUCCUCGACAUCCUGGUGACCCAGAAAAACUAGCCAAGGAGAUCCUCUUAAAAAGAGCUGCAGAUCUUGUAGAAGCGCUGUACGGAAACCCACACAGUAAUCAGGACAUGCUGCUGAAGCGCGCGGCUGACAUCGCCGAGGCCCUCUACAGUGUUCCUCGUCCUCACAGUCAACUGCAGGCGCUGCCAAGUUCACCGGCCCACGGCAGUGUCAUGGGUCUGGGCUCCUACCCCUCUCAGUUAGGUGUGAGCAUUGGGGAGCCAGGACAGAGCAGCCAAGGUUAUAUUCGAAACUCCAGCAGUUUGUCUCCGAGGGGUUACCCAUCAGCCUCCACUCCCCAGCAGACUGGUUAUGGGGGCAGUGGCGGGAUGACUGGAGGCUAUGGGACAGUUCCCAUGACCAGCUUAGGAGUUCCUGGUUCUCCUGGUUUCAGCAGUGCUUCACCCACAGGCUCUCCAUAUAUAAUGCCCUCCAGCCCUACUAUACCAGGAAGCUCCAGCUCCUCGUCUUCUCUCUUGCCUUUCUCCUCCUUCCCGUCUGCUGCUAAACAGAAGAGUGCUUUUGCUCCUGUCCUCAGGCCCCAGGGCUCCCCCUCCCCUGCCUGUCCUGCCUCAGGGGGGAACAGCUUCAGAGGUAGCCACCCAACUCACUAUCUGACCCCCCUGUCUGAACUCACCAAUGCAGUCUAACUCCUCCAUACUAACUCCUCGAAAAGCUUUGACUGAACGAGACAGAGAACACCUGCUGGAUGUACAUUAAUGCAAGACCUGGUUGAUUAGAAUCAUAGAUUUUGUAUAUUUUUUUCUCUCCAGCGAUGACGGGCCUGGUUGUUCCCAUGAUGUAGCAAAGCACCCACCCCAAUCUACCCCAGACCACUGCUUCACUUAGCCCCUCCUUUUGGCACUGAGUGGACAGGGAGAAAGGAAAAAUUGAUCCCUAGUGACUAUGUAUAACCUCCCUCCUGAGCCCCCCC